CUGCACCGCAAUCUUCCCGCAACCUCUCACCGCCGCGUUUGUACUCAGUGAAACGAUACUAACAACGCUUUGAGCGUCGAAUGCGGUUAGGCAUUCAAAAAACGCCAACAGACUUGAAUUGAAUGACGAAUGUGGGGGCGCGACGCGACGCGAUGCGCUUGCAGGACAAAGGACGCGUCUCACGCACGCAUCUCAGCCUCACAUCAUCCAUCUGCAUCCAUCGAUCGGAAAUCGUUGGUUGAUCGAGGCGAGGGCGAGCUGCAAUUCGUGAUUCACAUUCACGACUGGGCGCAACGGAUUCAAUCAGAUGGAAGCACAAGUGUGAGUCGUGAACGUCAAGAGGCUCAAGCGCGCAAGGACCCGGGUGCGCUGCAGGCCCGUGCCGGUGCUGUUUGAAGCACAUUCAUGCUUGC
Messenger RNA from Ceraceosorus bombacis, 413 nucleotides. The record is from the annotation of a GenBank genome assembly. NCBI's taxonomy places the organism in Eukaryota, Fungi, Basidiomycota, Exobasidiomycetes, Ceraceosorales, Ceraceosoraceae.